Mytilinidion resinicola is the source of this 1310-nucleotide messenger RNA. RefSeq lists its product as uncharacterized. The record is from RefSeq and is a predicted model, not a curated record. The transcript has a single exon. Bases 26 to 937 code for a protein of 303 amino acids. Lineage: Eukaryota; Fungi; Ascomycota; Dothideomycetes; Mytilinidiales; Mytilinidiaceae.
GAACUCUCGCCCUUGCUGGCCACCAAUGAAUACCUACCAGCCUCCCCUACCACUACUACCACCAUUUCCGCACAAUUACCAGCCACAAGAAAGCUUGACAGUUCCACCUCCGGCUUCCUAUACCUCUGGCGUGCACACUUCCCCAGGCCCAAAUAGCCCCGCCUGCUCUGGAAGUCAACCUGAUCCUCAGAUUCCACCAUUUCUCUUACCACCUUUUCCCGGGGACUUCCAGAUGCCGCACGUAUUGGACUCUCGACAGACUCCUCAGAACCAAGUGCCCAACAAUAGUCACCGGGCUCCGGCGUACCAGCCCCCAACAGCCCCAUUUCAAGACACUCAGCCCCUACUAAAUCCGUACGAACAGCAGCUGCCAUUGCGUGUUGACAACCCGUACCCUGUAAAGCAAGAGCCCUGGCCACCAUUUCUACAAAGACACAUUCCACAAUCAUCUUCAGUCUCUUCCAUGCGCUCUACUACUCCCUCCACUCCGCCAUCAAGAUCUAGCAGCCGACGAUCCUCCUUCACGCCCUCAUCUUUCGAUGAUGACAGCUACAGCAGGCCUCCAAGGCGUCUCGGAGAUUUUCGGUCGCGAUACAGAAAUUCCCUCGAGCAAAGACGGGUGGGCAGUCCCGCCAGUUCGCAGUAUCGUCCAGAGCUCCGGAGUACGUACUCUGCAAGGCCUCAGAACGAAGAACCUGAAUGGGCUGGACAGCGUCCAAGAACACCGCCACAUCUUCACUUUCAACAGCACCCCAACUUUCGGCCGCCUCCUCCUCCAACUAGUCGUCGUGCGAGACCUGAUCUAAAUCUCCCUGAUCCGUCCACGAAUAGUGUGUUGGGACGAAUUAGGGAUACGAGCGCGCAAAGGAAUGAGCGACUGAAGAUGGAGGGGCGAGAAUGGAAGAGACAGAGGCGGAAUUGGGGUCCUUCGAGGUGAAUUCGGUCUCAAGUGAUAGUGCGCAUAUUACUCCAUCUUCUUUUCUUCCUGACGAAUUAGACAAGGUCGAGAGAGCGAGCUUCCAACGUCGACUUCCUCUAUCCGAUUUGACGUACAAAAGCAUAUGUAACAUGGCUCCAGUUUUUUCGAAAGAUUGCCUCGAUAUCAAUACAAGCAAUUAGUUAGUCAAUCAACACAAUGCCUCUCCAUCUCCUCCUUGAUCUACCUCUUUUCCUCUACCGGCGUCCUCGAACCAAGACUAGGGAUGCAAUUUCUGCGUUGAGCGGCAUCCUCAGAUACGCUUUUUAGACGUGGGACUUGAUAUUCUGUUGGCUUUGACGAUCGCCGCCAGUCGUGCGUACGCCUUUUCAUC